Molecule: messenger RNA, 978 nt
Organism: Penicillium roqueforti
Lineage: Eukaryota; Fungi; Ascomycota; Eurotiomycetes; Eurotiales; Aspergillaceae
Product: putative FHA domain protein SNIP1
Exons: 1
Coding region: 1-978 (325 amino acids)
Biological process (GO): mRNA splicing, via spliceosome; maintenance of RNA location
Cellular component (GO): nucleus
Molecular function (GO): protein binding; mRNA binding
Source: RefSeq, a predicted model, not a curated record
AUGGCCGAGUCCAACGACGACCGCGUCGAACGCUGCCGGCGCUCCACGAACUCACCCUCGGAUCAGACCCAUGAACGCCGGCGACGAGAUGCGCCCCGAGACGACUAUUCGCGUUCAAGACGACGUGGUGAAGACCGCCGGAACUCUCGUCAGGACAGCCCUCGACGGAGAUCAUCCCGUAGUCCAUCUGAAAGGACCAGCGUCCGAAGUGAUCGUGCUCGUGAUCGGCCUCGUCGCGAGCGCAGAGAGCGAUCAACAAGCUCAGCUGGCGAAGACCGCCGCAGACACAGACACCGCAGCCAUCGAUACCGUGACACCCGCCACGAAGACGAAGGACGAGUGUCUCGAAGGCAUCGAGAUGCGCGAUCACGCUCUCGCUCACCGCGAAAAUCACGCAGCCCCUCACCGCGAGCAUUGGAACGACGCGGCCCCCUCCCCUCACAGUCCGACGCAUUCACCGACGUGGCAAACCCUUCAGAUGCACCAGCGCCAGAAAAACAAAAGCCAAACUUCAACGCUACUGGGAGGCUCGCAGCCGAAAGCAAUACAAUUGUCCAGGGUGGUACGAAAAUAGUCUUGAAAUACCAUGAGCCUCCAGAGGCGCGCAAGCCGCCCGCCAAGGAAGCCUGGCGCAUGUAUGUGUUCAAAGGACAAGACUUGCUAGAAACGGUUGAAUUGAGUGAACGCAGUUGCUGGCUGGUCGGUCGCGAGCGACUGGUGGUAGACUUCCCACUCGACCAUCCCAGCUGCUCGAAGCAGCAUGCGGUGCUACAAUUCCGAUUUGUUGAAAAGCGCAAUGAAUACGGUGAUCGCAUCGGCAAGGUCAAGCCUUAUCUUAUUGAUCUUGAGAGUUCGAAUGGAUCGAGCGUUAAUGGAGAGACCAUCCCUGGUGGUCGCUACGUGGAAGUCAUGGACAAGGACGUAAUUCGCUUCGGCCUGAGCUCGCGCGAAUACGUCCUCAUGCUGCCUCCCAGUUGA